CUCUUACUUUGCCUGUUUCAGAGGCUAAACUAUUCUUGCUUCUUCCUAUGCCCGCGCUUCUCUCUCUCUCAAAGCUGUGUACUUUUGGGUGGUUGUUUUGGUCUCAAUUUGUGCUACAAACAUUGGCUCCUACUUACUAACUUUAAUGGAAUUUCUCUUUUGUUUGUUGUUGACUCUUUAAUUUCCUCAGUUUCUUGAUUUGAAGUGGGUUUCUUUACUGUUUCCGCUGCUGCCUGUUCAAAUUUGAUUCUUGUCAGGAAAUUCUUUUUCUGCCAGUCAUGGAUACUAAUUCACAUCUUACCGAUCAGAAAGAAAAACCAAGUCUUUUCGUUGAGGUUGCUCACUUAGAAAAACAGCUGUGGGCAUUAAUCCAUACAAAAGGUCUAUUGGACUCCAAUGUUCAAGACUUGUACCGAAAAAUCUGCUCUGGUUAUGAGAAAAUAAUCCUUAGUGAUCACAAACUGGGGGGCCUUCAAGAUACUGAAUAUUCUUUGUGGAAGCUUCACUACAGACAUAUUGAUGAAUAUCGUAAAAGAAUGAAGAGAAAUUCUGCUAAUGGAGACACUACAAUAUCUGCGACACCACAGAGUGUGGUUGCUGCACAGAGAAGCAGUGACAACCAUGUAGUUGGAUUUAAGUCAUUUCUGUCUGAAGCAACUGAAUUUUACCAAAAUCUAAUCUUCAAAAUCAAAGGAUAUUAUGGUCUCCCUGAAGAUUUUUCCUUCCUUAGAAGUGGUGGCAACUCUGCUUCUGUUGAGCCAAAGAAAAUGCAGAAACUUCAAUUUUUAUGCCAUCGCUUUUUAGUUUGUCUUGGGGAUUUUGCUAGAUACAGAGAACAAUGUGAAAAAUCUGACGCACAGAAUCACAAUUGGUCAGUUGCAGUCGCACAUUACUUGGAAGCAACAAUAAUUUGGCCAGACAGUGGAAACCCCCAAAAUCAGUUGGCAGUGUUGGCAAUGUAUGUUGGUGAUGAGUUCCUUGCUUUGUAUCACUGCAUAAGAAGUUUAGCUGUUAAAGAUCCUUUCCCUGAUGCAUGGAACAACCUUAUUUUACUGUUUGAAAGAAACAGGGCAUCCCAUUUGCAAUACCUUUCCAGCGAGGCCAGCUUUGAUUUCUUGCAACCAUCUGAAUGUAACGUCCAGACUAAAGUACAAUCAACUAAUGAUUUGUUGAAUUGCAAGCCUUUGAAAGCUGAAGAUGAAGGCUCAAGGGAGACAAAUUUAUGGUCUCUUAUCAUUAGAACAAUAAGUUUCUUAUUCAUUACAGACAGUUUUGAGGAUUUUCCUUGUACUUUUGCAUCUACUAUUAAAGAGGUCGAUGUGUUGAUGGCACUAGAUGAUGCAAAGCUAGAAGCUGCAAUGGAGUCAUAUCAGCAUAUGAAUUCAGCCAGGACUGGUCCUUUUAGAACCCUUCAAUGUGUCUCAGUAUUCAUCUUUGUCAUUGAGAAUCUAAUAGAUAGCCCGGACAGAAAAGAUUCAAAGGAUAGAACUGAAGCACAGCAGCUUGUGUUAGCACAAGCUGCAUUGACUGCUUCGUUCAUCUUCAUGGGACGCCUUAUUGGUAGAUGUUUGAAGGUAGUUUUGUUGGACUCGUGCCCACUUUUACCAGCUUUACUCAUUUUCGUGGAGUGGUUGGCGAGUAUUCUUGAUGAACUAGAAACAUAUGGAUCUGAUGAUAAAAGUACAAGCGCCAUAUCUUAUUUUUUUGGUGAGUUUCUUGAACUUCUGAAGCGGUUUGGUGUUGAUAGUAGUGAAUACGAGCCUCCAUGCAGCGUUGCCCUUUGGGAAGACUAUGAGUUGAGAGGCUUUGCACCAUUAGCUCAUUCACAGGUGCCAUUGGACUUUGCAAAUCAUUGGGGACACAGAAACAGUUACAAAAAUGGAACUCAAUACCGUGCUAACCGCAUUAUUAAUGCUGCUAUAAAGAUCGCAGACAGAUCAAACAGUAAUCACAAGUGGAUCUUCUAUGAUAAAUCUGGAAGAAAUUUUUCUGUUGGAGGAUCAGAUAAAUUUCCAGACAGGAAAGAGUCUGAAAAGACAGGGUCUGCUACUGCUGCUGUUCAAGAGAAAGUGCCAGAUCAGCAAAUUUUCCAUUUUACAGAAAAAAGUGAGAAAGCUAUUCUCGAGGAGAAACCAAGUGGCCCUUUCGUGAAUGGAAAAUCUGUUUCCUUGGAAGAGGAAGAAGUAAUUCUCUUCAAGCCUCUCACAAGAUACAAUUCUGCACCACUUUAUAGCUCUAUCACCUCUAAUGAUCAAACACCUUCUGAAGACGCUGGGGACAAAAUUGCACCUGCCGAUGAAUGCUUGCGACGUGCUACAUCACUACUAAUAGCACAAUACCAGGGCCAGGGUGAUCCUUCGGCAUUCCAUUCUGACCUCACUAAUUUCAGGUGCAACAAGCCAAUGAAAAAGCAGGAGCCUCUUGUAAAGGAUACAGUAGAACACCUGCUUUCAGAAGCCUCUAUCUCUCAUUGGACUCCCCCUCACAGCACCUCCAUUUCUGCUGGGCCUCCCUCACUCAAUGCCUGGGUCCUCAAUAGAGGUUUGAGCAAUGAAAGGGUGAAAGGUAAAAGUGACACGAGUAAACAUAGCUUGGCACCUAUUCAGGAAAUAGCUUCAGCAUCCAUGAAUGAUCUCUGUAUCAGUGAAACUGACUCUGUAAUUAGUUUGGGGCAUGAAUCCAUGACCCCACAUCACUCUUUUCAUCCUUAUUCAGCUCCAGUGCCUUCUGCCCCAUUUCUUCCAGAUGAUGCUGUGCCGCUAAAUGGCAGUCAAUCUACUUUCACUGACUACAAUAGCACAGGAACCAUCAACAGAACGAAUUCUAAUUAUUUUGAGACACCUCAAGUGAGUGGCUAUUUGAAUUGGACUGGUUCUCAUCAACCACUUGAUUAUGGUCCUGGAAUUCCAGGAUUCAUGGAUGCAUACACACCGGUGCGUAGAAUGACUUCUUCUGAAUGGCUUCGUCAGUACAGGGAAAGUCAGAAUCUCGAGCGAAGCACUAGUCACUUAUGGCCAGUUCAUUCGUAUGCCAUUGGGAACACUGGAAACUUCCAUGACAUGUCCAGCUCAGGUCUUUUCGAUCAGUGGGGAAUUCCUUGGGCUUCUAACCAAUUGAUUUAUGAAGGGAGCCCUCCAUUGCAUCCAGGUUUUUCUCCUGUUUAUGAAACUGUCGAUCAAAGGAACAAAUUCAUUUAUGGUUACCAAAGACCGAGCCCUUAUGGAUGUGGUGUCACGAAUGAGCCAGAGCCACUCUUGCAGUAUCUCAAGGAGAAAGAAUGGUUGCUUCAGCAGGAUCCGACAUUGAGAGGUCCUACGUAUAUGGGAAGUUGAAACUGUCAUACAAAACAGUCAAUAUGAGCACUGAACAUGGCUGCAUACCUUUGUCGGAGCUGCAGUCAGCAUAUUAAUGAUGCAUAGGCCGCAACUGUGAUUUGUUAGUUGUUAGCAUUUAUGUGUCCCUGUGUAUGUAUAUGCAUAUAUUUAGCCAUUCCUCCAAAAGAAGAAUAGCUAUAAGAAAGUGUGCAGAAAAAUUUCAGCCGUGUAGGAAUCGUAUAUGUAUAGUUUGUCAAAAUUGACAUGUUGUAUCAGUAUCAGAUAGUAUCUGCCCUGUUAUAUAUACAGGGCGGUAAAGAGAAUGCUCUGAAACUUUUAACUUAAGAAUUCAUUGCAAUUGUUAACCUGCAAAGAUUAUAUCGA
This is a messenger RNA of Populus euphratica (Euphrates poplar), 3698 nucleotides long. RefSeq names its product protein SMG7L. Gene Ontology annotation, biological process: nuclear-transcribed mRNA catabolic process, nonsense-mediated decay. NCBI's taxonomy places the organism in Eukaryota, Viridiplantae, Streptophyta, Magnoliopsida, Malpighiales, Salicaceae. The transcript has 7 exons. Bases 279 to 3332 code for a protein of 1017 amino acids. The record is from RefSeq and is a predicted model, not a curated record. Gene Ontology annotation, cellular component: telomerase holoenzyme complex. Gene Ontology annotation, molecular function: protein binding; telomerase RNA binding; telomeric repeat DNA binding.